Messenger RNA from Tarenaya hassleriana, 1521 nucleotides. RefSeq names its product GPI mannosyltransferase 1. Gene Ontology annotation, cellular component: glycosylphosphatidylinositol-mannosyltransferase I complex; membrane. The transcript has 5 exons. The record is from RefSeq and is a predicted model, not a curated record. The coding region runs from base 164 to 1474 and encodes 436 amino acids. Gene Ontology annotation, biological process: GPI anchor biosynthetic process. Lineage: Eukaryota; Viridiplantae; Streptophyta; Magnoliopsida; Brassicales; Cleomaceae. Gene Ontology annotation, molecular function: GPI mannosyltransferase activity; alpha-1,4-mannosyltransferase activity.
UAAAAACCCUCGUGGAUGAGCAUUGGGCAGUCUGAAGCCUUACCAUAGUCAUCUUCACCAUCUCUCUCAGCGAAUCUCAGUAUUUCUUCACCAUCGGAGAAACUCCGACAUCGACGUCACUGUCGGAGCCUCCGCCGAGACGAAUCUUCUGAAGCCGAAAGCGAUGAAGCCGGUGGGUUUUGGUUCCCUGCUCGUCUUCUCCAUGCUUUUACGGAUCGUGUUGAUUGUCUAUGGAGAAUGGCAAGAUGCUCACAUGGAGGUUCGGUACACGGAUGUGGACUACAUUGUUUUCUCUGACGCUGCAGCUUUAAUGGCGUCUGGUGAAUCUCCUUACAAGAGAACUACGUAUCGCUACUCACCUUUGCUCGCAUUGCUCUUGAUCCCCAAUUCAAUCUUCCAUCGCUCCUGGGGAAAGAUCCUGUUCUCAGCUUCUGAUUUACUGGUGGGCUUGUUUAUUCGUGCUAUUUUGAAACAACGGAAGGUGCCUGAGGAGAUAUGUACGUACUCUGUAAUGGUAUGGCUCCUCAAUCCAUUUACAUUCACAAUUGGAACCAGGGGGAACUGUGAACCAAUUGCUUGUGCCAUGAUUCUUUGGAUCAUCAUCUCUCUUAUGAAAGGCAAUUUGUUACAAGCCGCAUUCUGGUAUGGGCUUGUAGUGCACUUCAGAAUCUAUCCCAUUAUAUAUGCACUUCCGAUCGUCCUGGUUCUGGAUCCUCAGAUAUUCCAAUCGGAUCGAAAGCCUCUGCUUCAGGAGUGGAGUGCCGAUCAGGGGAAGACGCCUCCUAGUAACACAAAGGAAAGGUUUUGCUUCCGCCAUUUUGCUGCCUUGAGAAAUUUAUUUUCUUCACAGAGAAUAACUUUCGCUUUGGUUUCUGGGGGAGUUUUUCUUGCUUGCAAUGCUGUUUCCUAUUAUUUUUAUGGACAAGAGUUCCUUCACGAGGCUUUAUUAUAUCAUCUUACCCGAACGGAUCCAAGACACAACUUCUCCAUCUACUUCUAUCAUAUAUAUCUGCACUACGAGCAUCAGUUUUCAGUUCUGGAGAAGCUCAUCUCUUUUUUACCUCAGUUUGUGGUACAAUUUGUUCUAGUGUUCUGUUUCGGACAGGAUCUGCCCUUCUGCGUCUUUCUUCAGACCGUUGCGUUUGUGGCUUUCAAUAAGGUGAUUACGGCGCAGUACUUUGUGUGGUUCUAUUGUCUGCUUCCUCUUAUACUGCCAUGGAGCCGUAUGAAGCUGAAAUGGGAAGGCUUGUUAUGCAUCCUUGUCUGGAUUGGAGCUCAGACCCAUUGGCUGUUGUGGGGAUACCUGCUCGAGUUCAAGGGCAUAAAUGUCUUUUUACAGCUAUGGAUGUCGAGUUUACUGUUUCUGGCGGCAAACACCUUUGUCCUUGUAAGAAUCAUCCGGUGCCAUCGGUUCUCUCCUCUGUUCAAACGGCUCGAGUCUACCAUUUCCAAGAAACCCGCGAAACUUGAUUGAUGGGUUAUCGAAGAAUGGCUUCAUUCAUGGGAGAAAAAAAGAAAAGA